AAAUUUCGAUAUGGGUAAGAAUAAAAAAGGAUUUAACUGGAAAGCACGCGAAGUUGUCAAAACACACAUUGACAAUACACCAACCUCAAAGAUAAAUGUCGAUAUAAAAGGUAUCCGAGGAGAUAAUUAUGAUCAGUGCAAUGCUUUGGUUAUACCCUCCCAAAAGAGAAAGACGAGAAAAAAAAGAGAGCAUGUUACAGUUACAAGGAUACUUUCAAAAAAACAGAGGAAACGACUAGAAAAAAUUGUAGAACAGAAGAAAAAGAAAGAAAAUCGUGCCAACUUACUGGAAGCCUUAUCUAAAGUACAAGCUUCACCUGAAGUUCUUAAUCAGCUGACAUCCAUUACAAAAAUACAGACAGAGGGUCUAAAACGUCACUUGUCAGAAUCUGGGAGCAGCACAAAGAAGAAUACAGAGCGGCAGAAUGUGGAAAAUGGUACUGUUUUGAACAGCAUUAGUGGCAGUGCAAAGAGGAGGCGACUUUUAGCAAGUGCUGAAGAGGAAAAGAGUGAAAUGUGUAGCAACAACCCAAAUGUUGUUGGUUUGGAAGACUCGGAUGGCAGUGAUGAUAGUGAUAGUGAGGAUGAAAGUGUUAGCAGUAGUGAAAACGAGACUGGAUACGAAGAGGCAGCUAGUAACUCUUCUUCAGGUGCUGCUGUAAAGUCAAAAGUAGAUAAUAUAUCUGUUGAAAUGGAUAAGAUGACUAAAACUGAGAAUUUAAGGGAUUGUGUGUUAAAGUCAUCAGAAAAUAGCCCCACAAAAAGUGUGACUAACAGAGUGCCACCUGUUGGUGCACCCUAUAACUGCAGUGAAAAUGUUCCUACAGUAAACAGCCAAUCUGAUAGUGGUACUGUUGUGAAGAGUGCAGAACAGACCAGAAAGAAACCAUGUCAGCCAGCUGUUUUUGUUCCUGUUCACAGAACUGCUGAAAUGCAGGAAAGUAGACUUAAGCUUCCAAUUCUAGCUGAGGAACAGGCAAUAAUGGAAGCUAUUAAUGAAAAUCCUGUGGUUGUACUCGCAGGUGAAACUGGUAGUGGAAAAACAACUCAAGUGCCUCAGUUCCUGUAUGAGGCAGGAUAUGCCAACAAUGGAAAAAUAAUAGGUGUCACGGAGCCCAGGCGUGUUGCAGCUAUUUCAAUGUCAGUUCGUGUUGCUGAGGAAAUGAAUUUAACAUCUAAAGAAGUUUCUUAUCUCAUAAGGUUUGAGGGGAACACUACCAAAGACACAAAAAUAAAGUUCAUGACUGACGGAGUUCUCCUGAAAGAAAUACAAAGUGAUUUCCUGCUAACAAAAUACUCUGUAAUCAUUCUGGAUGAAGCCCAUGAACGCAGUGUGUACACUGAUAUACUGAUUGGCCUUUUGUCUCGAAUUGUGCCUUUGAGGAACAAAAGAGGCAAUUCUCUGAAAUUGAUAAUCAUGUCAGCAACAUUACGUCUUGAGGACUUCACAGAAAAUUCUCGUCUAUUUAAAGUUCCUCCUCCAGUUAUAAAGGUAGAUUCCCGCCAGUUUCCUGUAACUGUCCAUUUUAAUAAACGAACAUGGCCUGAUUAUGUGAGAGAAGCUUACAAGAAGGCAUGUAAGAUCCACACACAACUUCCAGAAGGUGGAAUACUUGUUUUUGUGACAGGUCAGAAGGAAGUGAAGACACUGGUGCAAAAACUGAGGAAAACAUUUCCCUACCAUAAGAACAAGAAGUCUGCACUUGUUAAUGGCACCAAGGAAGAAAAGAAAACCAGAAUUUCUAAGGCAGAUGAGGAAGACGAAGAGUUAGAGUUAGAUAUGAAGCGUGCAAUUUCAAGUGUCCGUAAAAAUCGCUCAAGCAAGUCACAAACUGUUCCCUUACCUGAAAUAGAUCUCAGCAGCUACUCAGCAGUUCCUGUGGAUGAUACAGAAGGAGAUCUCUUGGCAGAAGAUGAAGGUGAUAUCGAAGAUGACGAUGACUUGGAAACUGAAUGGGAAAAGGAAGGGGAAUUCAGGCAGGUGCUGGGCGGCCAGCCAUUGUGGGUACUCCCACUAUACUCAUUACUCUCUACUCGAGAACAGUCUAAGGUAUUUGAAACUCCUCCAGAGGGAUGCCGUCUGUGUGUUGUGGCAACUAAUGUGGCAGAAACGUCUUUGACAAUACCAAACAUCAAGUAUGUGGUAGACUGUGGUCGUACCAAAACUCGUCUGUAUGAUAAAGUGACAGGUGUUUCUGCAUUUGCUGUUGUCUGGGCCAGCAAAGCUGCUGCCAAUCAGAGGGCUGGUCGUGCAGGUCGUAUGGGACCAGGACAUUGUUACCGACUGUAUUCUUCAGCAGUUUUCAAUGACCAGUUUGAGAAUUUUUCUGUGCCAGAAAUUCAACGCAAACCUGUAGACGACCUUGUAUUGCAGAUGAAAGCUAUGGGUAUUGACAAGGUUGUGAAUUUUCCAUUCCCUUCAGCACCAGAUGGAUUGCAACUGCGAGCAGCAGAGAGACGCCUGAAGCUGUUGGGGAUACUUGAAACAGUGGAUGCAAAAACUGACAAAGAAGAUAGUGAAUGGUCAUCAAAAGUAACAGAACUUGGUCGUGCUGUGGCUGUGCUGCCAUUAGCUCCACGUUUUGGCAAGAUGUUAGCACUUGGUCACCAGCAUGAUCUGUUACCUUAUGCAGUCUGUAUGGUGGCUGCCCUAUCUGUUCAGGAGCUUUUAUUAACAGAUGAACAUUCAGCGGGCUCCAAAAUUUUACAAACACGUAGAGCGUGGGCUGGCUCUGGGAACUCACUAAUGCUGGGUGAUCCUAUGGUACUCUUGCGUGCUGUUGGUGCUGCCGAGUAUGCUGCUUCUCACAGUGGUCGAGAUCUAGAGUCAUUCUGCUCUGAACAUGGACUUCGCCACAAGGCUAUGCUAGAGGUACGAAGACUUCGUGUGCAGUUAGCAUCACAGUUGCAGCUUGCUGUACCUGAACUGGAGUUAGCUGUUGAUCCAAGUAUGCCUCCGCCUUCUGAUACUCAGGCCCGCAAUCUUCGACAGCUGCUGCUUUCUGGCCUCGUGGAUCAGGUUGCUCACCGUGUGGACCUGGAUGAGAUCAAGGAUGCAGCAGAUAGACCACGAUGGAAGCAUGCUUAUAGGUGCCUAGAGAUGGAAGACCCAGUAUUCAUACAUGCACACUCAGUUCUAAAACGACAACGCCCAGAGUGGGUAGUCUAUCAGGAAGUGUAUGAAACAAAUGGAAAGUUAUACAUGCGAGGAAUUACAGCAAUAGAGCCUGAGUGGUUACCUGUGUAUGCUCCAGCCUUGUGUAACUUUUCGGAACCACAGACUGAUCCACCUCCUCACUUUUGCCAGGAAACUGGUGUAGUAAAAUGUCACAUUACAGGAACAUUUGGACGAGCAGGUUGGCAGUUACCGGUGGUGGAAUUGGAGUAUCCCACUGGAAGACAACGGUAUCAGUGGUUUGCAAGAUUCUUACUUGAGGGAGAAGUUUUCCCCAAACUGAAAAGAUUUACCAACUCUCUCCUGUCAGCACCAGCAACAAUGAAUAAGACAUGGGCAAACUUACAGCCAAGAACAGAAAUUUUGCUAAGGGUUCUUGCAUCUGAAGGAGCAGACUCGCGCAGAAAACUUCUUGAUGUGUGGAAAGACAACCCAAAGUAUUUAUUGGAAGCUUAUCAAAAAUGGCUGCCAGAAUCUGCUUAUAAUGAAGCUGCAUUGCUGUGGCCACCCAUAUAGAGAUAUAUUGUGAUGAGUGUAAAGAUAAUUGUACAUAUUUUGUAAUAUUUGUUAAAUAAAUAUUAUUUAUAUUUGUUAA
Schistocerca gregaria is the source of this 3770-nucleotide messenger RNA. RefSeq names its product probable ATP-dependent RNA helicase kurz (gene kz). Gene Ontology annotation, molecular function: ATP binding; RNA binding. Lineage: Eukaryota; Metazoa; Arthropoda; Insecta; Orthoptera; Acrididae. Gene Ontology annotation, cellular component: intracellular anatomical structure; nucleolus. The record is from RefSeq and is a predicted model, not a curated record. The coding region runs from base 11 to 3691 and encodes 1226 amino acids. Gene Ontology annotation, biological process: maturation of SSU-rRNA from tricistronic rRNA transcript (SSU-rRNA, 5.8S rRNA, LSU-rRNA). The transcript is spliced from 16 exons.